CAGCUGAUUUUUGUUGUUUCAUAACCUUACCGCAUUUCAGCUGUUCAUUGAAUUGUCGUGAACAUUUUUCAGUUUUAAAUAAAAAAUAAUGGAUUUACAUAAAUUGUUACAACCCGCUACAUUACUGACAAACACGGUGCGUGCUUAUGGCAAACAUAAUAAGAAAUACUUAUAUAAAGAUGGACAGAAAUACGGCAAAAUUAUUUAUUAUCCAAUGAACCCUGAACAUGAGGACCCACCAAUCGAACCAGCAAAACUUUUCCGCGUUCAACGCGUAAAACCCGUCAAAGGAAACCCUUUUUGGGAAAAGCGUAUUCUUAAGGAUCUUGGACUUGAUGGAAAGCAAAGUGAUUUCACAGUAGUGAAAAACAUACCCGAUGUGAAUGCUAUGCUGUGGAAAAUAAAGCAUUUAAUUAAAGUCACACCGAUCACAUUUCCAUAUGGAGAACCAAGUACGCAAGAUCUUAAACACACCGUACUCAAGGAGAAUGGAGAAUGUAUUGUAACGAAGGAAAUUGGUCCGGUUGUUGAACGCCUUGAGGCAGCUGAAGCAUUUGAAGCAGACCCCAAACGUUUAGAUACAGAUUUAUUAAAACGUGAUGCUCGAAUGAAAUGGCUGAACCCAUGGUAGAGAAUAUAAAAAAAAGUUUGCAGUUUAUGCCAUUAUUUUAAUAAAAAAAAAUACAUAAAUCAAAUUUAAA
Zeugodacus cucurbitae (melon fly) is the source of this 701-nucleotide messenger RNA. RefSeq names its product 39S ribosomal protein L30, mitochondrial (gene mRpL30). The transcript is spliced from 2 exons. Lineage: Eukaryota; Metazoa; Arthropoda; Insecta; Diptera; Tephritidae. Bases 89 to 631 code for a protein of 180 amino acids. Gene Ontology annotation, cellular component: mitochondrion; large ribosomal subunit. Gene Ontology annotation, biological process: translation. The record is from RefSeq and is a predicted model, not a curated record. Gene Ontology annotation, molecular function: structural constituent of ribosome.